Messenger RNA from Rotaria socialis, 1179 nucleotides. NCBI's taxonomy places the organism in Eukaryota, Metazoa, Rotifera, Eurotatoria, Philodinida, Philodinidae. The record is from the annotation of a GenBank genome assembly.
AUGCCAUAUUUUAAUUGUAAUGAUAUUCCAGUUUUAAAACGACACCGUAUUCGAGCAGUAACUAACGAUGAACAUAAUAUGCUUGAAAAUUCAACUGAUCAUUCAACAAUAAUUAAUAUAUUACCGAAAGCUCGUCGUAGUACUCUAAUAGGUCUACCAUCGACAUUGAUUAAUAUUCAAGAUUUGCAACAAACUCUCUGUGUCCAACCUACUGUAUUUUUUUAUAAUGAAGAAACUUUUCAAGAAGCAUGCUAUCGGUCUAUUGAAGAUAUUCGAGAAAUAAAAACGAAUGAAUGUUUAUGGAUUGAUGUUACAGGUGUACAUGAUCAUGAUCUCAUAGCUCGUCUUGGACAACGCUUCAACAUUCAUCCGUUAGUAGUUGCAGAUAUUGAAACCACUGAACAACGUACAAAAUUAGACGUUUUUGAAGAUACGCUAUUUCUUGUCGGUAAAAUGAUCUAUCCCGAUAUUGAACAACAAAUAACACAUAUUGAACAAAUAAGUUUUUAUUUAAAAGAAAAUAUUCUUAUAACAUUUCAAGAAAAAUCCAAAGAUAUUUUCGAACCAAUUAAAAAUCGUAUAAGACAAAAUAAAGGUCGUAUUCGACGAUCUAAAAUCGAUUAUUUAUUUUAUUCAUUAAUGGAUAGAAUCGUCGAUCAAUAUAUGGACGUUUUAGACAUUAUCGGCACAAAAGUUGAGUCCAUAGACCAUCAAUUAAUGCGAACAUUAUCACGUGACACUCUUGAGACUAUAUAUGAUCUAAAACGUGAAAUGUUGUAUUUUCGUCGUUCAAUAUCACCAUUGAAAGAAAUAAUUAAUAAAUUACAAAAAGAAGAAGAAACACAAAUAAUGCAUGAAAGUACAAAUAUUUAUUUGAAAGAUUUAUUUGAUCAUGUUGUACAAGUCAAUGAUACGAUUGAUACAUAUAGAGAAAUGUUAUCAUCAUUUAUUGAUUUUUACAUGAUGUUAAAUUCUAAUGCAAUGAAUGAAGUUGUUAAAACGCUAACUAUUAUUUCAACAAUAUUUAUUCCUUUAACAUUUAUCGUUGGAGUCUACGGAAUGAAUUUUGAUAAUAUGCCAGAAAUUCAUUGGAAAUAUGGUUAUUUUGUUGUUCUUGGAUGUAUGGUUCUAUUAACUGUCACUAUGUUAUCGUGUUUUAAACGGAAAAAAUGGUUUUAA